GGGCGUGUUAGACUGCGCAAUGUACACAACAGGGUUGUCAGGUUCAGCUUGGUACUUGUCCACGUUGUAUUCUCAUCCUGACUGGCCCCAUGUACAUCCAAGAGUGGUUCGAGACACCUUGAGAGAAAACAUUGAUGAGAAUUGGAUGUGGCUGAUGGUUACGCCAUCUUGGAUGUACAGACAUCUCAAAAUUAUCAUGAACAAGAAACGCCGAGGACAGCCUGUUAGUUUCACUGACGUUUUUGGUUACCUGGUCGGCGACACGAUUCUGAAAGAUCGCGACGAAAUGCCGUUACUAAGUGAACAACAGAAAAAAAUCGAGGGAGCCCUGGUUCCUUUUCCGCUGUACUGCUGUGUUCACGUAAAAAAGGACAUCCCAGCCAAGGAAUAUUGUGAAUGGCUCGAGUUUUCGCCGUACGAAAUAGGCAUCCCAAGAUAUGGUACUUUCAUGAAAACAGAAUUCUUUGGAAGCAAGUUUUUCUGCGGUAAACUAGUGACAUCAUAUCCAGAACCGCCACUUCACUACUUACAAGGUAAGAUGAGCUGUCGCUGAGUCUCAGCAAGAGACUAUGAUCGAAGAGAACACAUUCUCCCUACAUGGGCCUCUUCCAAUGAUAUCUUUUAAGGUGACUCAAAACAGUUU
Messenger RNA from Orbicella faveolata, 643 nucleotides. Its product is annotated as cytosolic phospholipase A2-like. The record is from RefSeq and is a predicted model, not a curated record. Lineage: Eukaryota; Metazoa; Cnidaria; Anthozoa; Scleractinia; Merulinidae.